Messenger RNA from Pungitius pungitius (ninespine stickleback), 2774 nucleotides. RefSeq names its product leucine-rich repeat flightless-interacting protein 1. The transcript is spliced from 7 exons. The record is from RefSeq and is a predicted model, not a curated record. Lineage: Eukaryota; Metazoa; Chordata; Actinopteri; Perciformes; Gasterosteidae. The coding region runs from base 134 to 1144 and encodes 336 amino acids.
GUAGAUCACGGCCUGGGCGUCGGCAGAAUACGUCACUCCCUGCUGUUGCGUACAAAACUAAACAAACCAAGCACCUCUUCACUCCGAGAGCGCGGAGGUGUCUCUUACGUAAACGGAAACAUUGAUAUAAAACAUGCAUUCUGUCACGCUGGACAGCAACGGUUCGCCAAAGAAACGGACGUUAUCGCGGGGACUGAGCGAGGACGAGUCGCUCCGCAGUAUUAUAAAAGAGACGGAGAGUUCCUCCAGGCGUCUGACACGAAGCGACAGCCGAGCGGGCACCCAGAAGAGGCGCACUGACAGCCAGGGUCACAGGAUUGAAGGCACCGAAACACAAAAUUGUCAGUCCGACCAGGACCUCUACAUGGGACUCCCAGAAAUGCUGGAGCUCCAGGCCAGCUAUGAAGAGGUGGUGCAGGAGCUGCGUGGGAUGGAGGUCGAGCGAGAGACUCUGUUGUUCCAGGUGGAUGUCCUGCAGGACACGCUGGAGAGUGUAGAGGAGCUGCUGGCAGAGGCCCAGAGGGAGGCUGGACAGGCCAGUACGGAGUUGGAGCGAGAGAGAGAGGCCAAAAAGAAAUUGGAGAGCAUGGUUUUCUCUCUGAUGCAAGAAGUGGACAGUAUAAAAGAGGAGAGGACGAACAACGCAUCUGUGACAGUGACCGCGCCGUGUGGAAGUCCCCAAAUGAAAAAUGAUACAAAGGAAUCAAUGAAAAACUCCCAGCUGUGUGAACCUCACAGCGGUGGAAGCCGAGGCCAGGCGACAGACAAAGGAGGACAGAAGGAAGGGGCAGAGGACGAGGGAAGCGUCCUGGCGAAGGUGCAGAAGAUGGUCACCAAGACGCUGAACCAGUUGCCGUCUCUUGCGGUGGAUUACCCAUCUGGUGAGGACGGCGUCCUGCGGAGGCCUUACGAAAACGGUGUCUCGAGGGGACGAGAUCCCUCUCCCGACAGGAACGACUCGGACAGCAUAAGUGCCUACGAGGAUGCUUCUGCUGAGACUCCAGAGCAGGACAAGAGGUUUCCGGAUCAAUUGGACAAUUCGGAGCUGCCCGAUGAUUCCGAGCAGAGUUCUACUAAAAGCUGCCUGGUCGAUGAUGAGAGAACCCGAGAAGCCAAAGACCCAGACGCCUGUGUAGUGUCUUAAUCUGUUUAACCUACUACGACAACGGGCUGAAGGUGAUUGAUUAUCGCUCAUUUGGUAUAAUUCAAGAGCUCUUUCAUCUGAUAAUAAUGUUCCUUAAAAACUUUGAGGCCAACAAUAAAACGUCCAUAUAGGCUUUGGGCAAUGAUCAUUUAACACUAGUUUUUAACAAAUAUAAUGAAUAAUUAUCCCUCAGCUUUUUGUAUAAUUGUGAUAUUAUACUGUUAUACAUUCUAUAUAAUACUGUUUAUCAAUUCUACGUUUUAGUUUUAAAUUCCCGACAAAGAAACUCAGGAUCAAUUUAACUAGCUGAAAUUCCACUAAUGACUACUUACUCAUAUUUGCCAAUCUUUUCUUUUAUCAUAUCUUUUUUGUAACUGGUGGAUUGGACUGUAGUCCGUGCUGCUUUGCCUCGUUUGAUAAGGUGUGUUUGUAUGCUAACCGCUGCCACGUCAUCCAGAUUUCUGCAGACAAAACCCGGUGAGCUGUGUAAUUAUAUUAAACGGGAACGGUUUCUGUUUGUAGCUUCUGUAACGUCAAAAACGCAGGAAUUUGGAGAAGCAGCAGUUGCGAAGCCCGCUGGGGGAAAGUUUGAACAAUUUUAAAUUACAGUUUUUAAAGUUAAGGGAAAAUGCUAUUUAUGUGCUGCCUUGAUCUUUAAAAGAAGAUUCACUUUUGUAACUUUCUAUUUAUGUCCCUUUUUCCCGUUUUUAUGUUGAAGGGAUAUUUAAGGAAAUAGAGUUGGCUGCAUUUGCACUUUUUUGUUUUGUGGCAUAACAUUUGGGGAUUUUGAAGGGAUUUCCUUUAUGUUCAAUAAUGUAUUCUGUUCUUUACGAUUAUUUUUUGGUGGCAAAUUCAACAUCAGUUUUCUUGGAAAAAAUCAUGUGACACUAAUUUGGCCUCUAAUUCUGCUACACAAAAAAACAAAGCGGCAAUAUUAAUACACUGAUGCACAUAUAAAUAGAUGCAAUUUUUCUGCAUUUAGUUGCUUGAUUUGUUGGUUUAAAGCAGAGUGUUCAUGUCUGUAUCGACUCAUUUGCCUUUUGCAUUACUUUUUUCACUUACAUUUCAACAUAAGGCCGGUUCACCUGCUUGUAUCUGAUUAUCUAUUGACGCACAAAGCCGUAGACGCAAACUGCCCAGAUUACAUGCUACGUGUUUCACAAACGUGAGUCAGUGAAAGGUCACUGUGUGAACUGUCGUCAGGUCUUGAGCAAUUGGGUCAGUUGCAACCAACGGUCAGCCUUUUUUUUUUUACAUGAACCUCCACAAUCAUUGAUUGUUUGUCUUUUUUAUCUAUGAUUCAUUUUAUAUUCCUUGUGCUUUCCUGUCAGGUCGAGGGAUUUGGUUUGUUGUAACAAACCAGUACCGUUACGUAAGUCUGAAUUCCAUUGCUGGAGCUGUUUGUUUUGAAGUUUGAACGCAGCGGUGGAUUUCUUUAUCAAUUCAUCAAAUUGGUUUUGUGUUUCAUUUUCUUUACUGCAAAAAAAUGUAAGUUGAUGUUUUUUUUUAUGGGGUUACAUAUUUUUGUCAUUGACCUUGUAUGAACGGUUCAAAUGUAACAGUCACAUUCAUUUUUACUUGUAACAGAAAAUACAUUCCAGACAUAUCAAAAUAAAAACAGUGAAUAGUG